AUGGGAAAUAUCUUCAGUUGUUGUACGUGUGUGCGACUAACCGCAGGUGCGGGCUCCCGCAGUCCUCAGUACGAGCCGCUCCUGCUCGACAACGAGCGUGACGCCGUAGCGGACCUGCUCCAAUACCUUGAGAACCGUUCUGAGACGAACUUUUUUGCGGGUGAGCCGUUGCGUGCGCUCUCUACCCUGUCGUUCAGCGACAAUGUGGACCUGCAGCGCAGUGCUGCGCUUGCGUUCGCUGAGAUCACCGAGAAGGAGGUACGCGAGGUCGGACGCGAGACCCUGGAGCCUGUGCUCUUCCUUCUGCAGUCGCACGAUGUCGAAGUGCAGCGUGCUUCGAGUGCGGCGCUCGGAAACCUGGCCGUGAACUCGGAGAAUAAGCUCCUGAUCGUCAAGCUCGGCGGUCUGGAGCCACUGAUCCGCCAGAUGCUUAGCCCGAACGUGGAAGUGCAGUGCAAUGCGGUCGGGUGUAUCACGAACCUAGCCACCCACGAUGACAACAAGACCAAGAUUGCUAAGUCGGGCGCUCUCGUGCCCCUGACGCGCCUGGCCCGCUCCAAGGACAUCCGUGUGCAGCGCAAUGCGGCAGGUGCCCUGCUCAAUAUGACGCACAGUGAUGAGAACAGGCAGCAGCUUGUGAACGCGGGUGCGAUCUCCGUCCUGGUCACGCUGCUUAGCAGCACCGACACGGAUGUGCAGUACUACUGCACGACGGCCCUCAGCAACAUUGCUGUGGACGCGGUCAACCGCAAGAAGCUUGCGCAGACAGAGCCGCGCCUUGUGCAGAGCCUGAUCGGGCUUAUGGAGAGCGGCAGCUUGAAGGUGCAGUGCCAGGCGGCGCUUGCGCUGCGGAACCUGGCGAGCGACGAGAAGUACCAGAUCGAGAUUGUGCGCUCGAACGGUCUGCCCCCCCUGCUGCGCCUUUUGCGCUCGUCAUUCCUGCCGCUCAUCCUGUCCGCGGCGGCGUGUGUGCGCAACGUGUCUAUCCACCCUAUGAACGAAAGCCCGAUCAUUGACGCCGGAUUCCUUCACCCGCUCAUUGAGCUGCUGAGUCACGAGGAGAACGAGGAGCUGCAGUGCCACGCGAUCAGCACACUGCGCAACCUGGCAGCGAGCAGUGAGCGGAAUAAGGCCGCGAUCAUUGACGCCGGUGCGGUGGAGCGCAUCAAGGAGCUCGUGCUCCACGUGCCGCUCAGCGUGCAGAGCGAGAUGACCGCCUGCGCGGCGGUGCUCGCGCUGUCGGAGGACCUCAAGCCGCAGCUGCUCGACAUGGGCAUCUGCGAGGUGCUGCUGCCACUCACUGACUCGCCCUCGAUUGAGGUACAGGGCAACUCGGCGGCCGCGCUCGGCAACCUCAGCAGCAAGGCCGACGACUAUGCGCCGUUCAAUGCGGUGUGGGACAAGCCGGCAGGUGGCAUGCAUGGCUACCUCGUUCGCUUCCUCGAGUCGGACGAUACCACGUUCCAGCACAUUGCUGUAUGGACGCUCAUUCAAUUGCUCGAGAGCGGCAAUGCGGAGCUUGAGCAGCACAUCCGCGACAGCCAGCACCUCUUCUCCCUAGUACGCCAGCUCCAGGCGCGCGGUGACGCCGACGACGCGGCCGACGACGCCGAAACUGGCGAUGGCUCGCCAGAGAAGGAGAUCGCAGCGCUGUCGCGCCGGAUCGAGGAGAUCCUAUUCGAGGAGGGAGAUACGUCGCACGAAGCUCCGUAG
Molecule: messenger RNA, 1713 nt
Organism: Malassezia sympodialis ATCC 42132
Lineage: Eukaryota; Fungi; Basidiomycota; Malasseziomycetes; Malasseziales; Malasseziaceae
Gene: VAC8
Exons: 2
Coding region: 1-1713 (570 amino acids)
Biological process (GO): autophagosome assembly; nucleus-vacuole junction assembly
Cellular component (GO): fungal-type vacuole membrane
Molecular function (GO): protein-membrane adaptor activity; protein binding
Source: RefSeq, a predicted model, not a curated record